Hydra vulgaris (swiftwater hydra) is the source of this 2639-nucleotide messenger RNA. RefSeq names its product calpain-5. NCBI's taxonomy places the organism in Eukaryota, Metazoa, Cnidaria, Hydrozoa, Anthoathecata, Hydridae. Gene Ontology annotation, biological process: proteolysis. The record is from RefSeq and is a predicted model, not a curated record. Gene Ontology annotation, cellular component: cytoplasm. Gene Ontology annotation, molecular function: calcium-dependent cysteine-type endopeptidase activity.
CGCUUAUUGAGUUUGGUUUGCUGCACUCUCAGUUUUUUUACGCAACUUUUUGAAUAAAAAUCUUUAGUUGAAUUUUUAAUUAAAAUCUAGAUUUUAAUUAAAAAACUGAGCUAAAUCAGUUAAAACAAACAAACAAACAAAAAAUAGAUUUUUUAUAGAUGAAUUUAUGAAUGAAUAUAGAUCUUUUUUAGCUGAAUUUUGUUGGGUGACCUUAUGUUCUAAAACAAGUUUCUGAACUGUUAUUAUUCCAGAUUCACCUAAGUUUCAUCUACGUUCUAAAACAUAUUAAUACUGUGAUUAUCAACAAGUUUAAAAAAUUGAUUGAAAAAUACUUACAGAAAUCUGUGGCUUCUGCAGUAGAGGUUGGUUCAGAUAAUCUCAAACUAGGAUUGGUAUUGUAUCUCAAACUAGAAUUGGUAUUGUAUCAAACUAGGAUUGGUAAUACCGCUUCAUUCAAGGCUUUCCAAAAACUUUUCUGACUUUAUGAGUUCAAAAGAUGAAGUACUCCUUUUACAAAAAUCAACAGUUUGAACUUAUAAUAAAGCAAUGCAUAUCAAAAAAAAAGUUAUUUGAGGAUCCUGAAUUUCCUGCUUCAGAUACGUCGCUCUUCUUUUCAAAACAUCAUACGUUUACGGCAGUUUGGAAAAGACCUGGAGAAAUUUGCGAUGACCCACAAAUGUUUGUUGAUGGUGCAAGUAGUGCUGACGUUACCCAGGGUAGAGUUGGGAACUGUUGGUUUGUUGCAGCUGCUGCAUCACUGGCUCUUGAAAAAGAUCUUUAUACUAAAGUUAUUCCGCAUCAUAGAACUUUAUCCUUUCAAAAAGAAUACUAUCAUGGCAUUUUCAGAUUUAGAUUUUGGCGGUUUGGAGAAUGGAUUGAAGUUGUUAUUGAUGACCGUCUACCUACUAUUAACGGUGAACUAAUUUAUGUAAAGUCUAAAACAAAAAAUGAAUUUUGGAGUGCUCUGUUAGAGAAAGCUUAUGCCAAAUUAUCUGGUUCGUAUGAAGCUCUUGAAUCUGGGAAUCCUGGUGAUGCUCUUGUUGAUUUCACAGGUGGAGUAAGUGAAAGAAUAGAUUUAGUUGAAGGUGAUUAUCAUAAUAAUUUAGAAAAGAAGAAAUUGUUACAUGUAAAAUUAAGCAAAUUGAUGUCACGGAAGUCUAUGAUUAGUGCUUCAAUCCAGGUUCAAAAUCGAGAUGAAAUGGAAUUACAAAUGGAUCAUGGUUUAGUUAAGGGACACGCAUAUAGCAUCUUGGCUGUAAAAAAAAUAAAAAUUGGAAAUGACCAUAUCUCAAUUUUUAAUGCCAAUAGGCUGUUCAUGGUCAAACUUAGAAAUCCAUGGGGUGACACAGAGUGGAAUGGUCCAUGGUCUGAUGGCUCCCCGCAAUGGAAUUUGUUAAGUGCUCAAGAACGAGAAAAGUAUGGAUUAGUUAAUGAAAAUAGUGGGGAAUUCUGGAUGUCAUUUGGCGACUUUUGCAAAUACUUUACAACUGUGACUGUUUGCAUAUUGGUAAAUACAUCAGUUAUUUCUUUUAAUAAAACAUAUCAUGAAGGUUCAGUGAAGAGUAAAUGGGAAGGCAAGAGUGCUGGUGGCUGCAUUACUAAUAAAGAAACAUUUCUUAAUAAUCCUCAGUUUUGUUUUGACAUGACAUCCGCAUCCAAAGAUGAAGUGUUUAUAAGUCUCAUGCAGCCAGAUACGAGGUCUAAAAGAGUGUCAGGAAAAGGAGAAAAUUUAACAAUUGGUAUAAUGCUUUUUAAAGUUGAAGCUAAUCGCAUCUACAGAUUACAUCAAUAUUAUGACCAAGCUGGGGAUAGUCAUUUUAGUAAUGCAAGGGAAAUAUUUGUUAGAUUUGAUCUUGACCCUGGUAGAUAUGUUAUGAUCCCUUCUACAUUUGAACCUGGUAUUUUUGGAUACUUUUUACUUCGUGUGUACACAGAUCAAAACAAUGCUUUUAGGCAGUUAACUGAAGAUGCACCAAAACCUGGAUGUUGCCCUUUUCUUCCAUGGUGUGCGCCUCCUCAUAUUCAAGUCUCAAUAAUUAUUAAAUCUGUUAAUAACUUGAAAAAUAUUGGAGCCACAAGUUUGAAUCCAUAUUGCAUUAUUGAAUGCAAUGGUUUAACUCUGUACACACCUAUUGUGUAUGAUAGUCUCAAUCCUACCUUUGAUUAUGGUGGACUUUUUUAUUUGAGUAAACAAGUGAAACCAAUGCUGAAAAUCCAGGUUUGGGGCUCAAAUACAUUGAUACCUGAUAUGUUUCUCGGUGAAAUUAUUUCAACAAUAGUUGUCAAAGAUAAGACCGUCCUUGAAAUGCAUACGCUUAUGGAAAGGAGUCAUGGUGGAAGGGUAUCAAGAGCUAACGGUACUAUUUCAUUUAAAAUAACUGCCUCAAAUAAAUUGACUUUCAUGUAAAUGCAUGGAUUUUGUUUUAAUUACUUGGAAUUGUUUUACUCUUUAAAAAUCGUAAUAUUAGCUCAGUAAAUGUAACAACAUUUCGCUAGUUAUUGUAAAAAUAGUUUCGCUGUUUAGAACGAAAAUCAUUUACUGUUUACUAAGAUAUUUUUUUACGUUUUAAUUUUUGUUUUAAUAUUUAAGCUUAAAAUGUGCAGAAAAAUUAUUCUUGACGUUUAUUCUAAAGAUUACU